CAGCUCACCCUAGUGUUCGGAUUCAGAAAUGCCUGGUUAAACCACGCACAAUAUAUAGUAAAAAAAAUAGGAUCUUUGCAGGGAAGGAAGUUCGCAGUGGAUGGAAGAUCCGAGGAGGAGGAGGAAGUUAAGAAUAUUCCCCUGAAGUGGGGGGAAACAGCUGGAUUGCAGGCGACCUGUCCAGAACGAGGUGGUAACGAAGUGGCGAGGAUACAGUUGUCGAUCUGGCGGCGAUGUAAGGCCGGAGAGCUAUGCCUUAUAGCAAUGUUUUCAACCAGGCAAUGCAACAUGGCGUCUCAGCCCUUAGAAAAGUUGGACUCUUUGGCCCUGUUUCCUUGUGCCUCCUCUCGCUCGCCCUGUGCGCCGGGGUGCUGGACAGGCAGCGGGAGUGUCUGCCCUGUCCGGCGGGCUGCCGCUGCCCUGGCCUCGAUCUGUCCUGCACGGUUAACUGCUCCGGCGCCGGACUCCAGCGCGCACCCGGACUGACAGAGCUGCCUCGCAACGCCACUGUACUGGACCUUUCAUACAAUGGCAUUCUCUCACUCGAUGAAAACUUUUUGGACAAUUUGACUUCCCUGGAGAAAUUAUAUCUACAGGGCAAUAAUAUUAGUAUUCUUAACAAAGAAAUCUUCGCUGGUAGAAGAUAUUUAUCAGAUAUAGACAUAAGCAACAAUCAGAUAUCUACUUUAGAAGAUGGAAUAUUUGCAGAUUUAUUUAAUUUAAGUAAAAUAAACUUGAGCUUUAAUGAGUUUGUUUGUGACUGUAACCUUUCUUGGUUACCGAGCUGGAUGAAUGAGGAAGAAGCAAAUGGAAUGAUCAUUGUUGACAGUGAAUUCGUUAAGUGUGCCAAACCUUCAAAGCUAAAGGACGUAUCUGUGUUAAGUGUUAAUUUUUCAAGCCUUUUCUACGGGUCUGAGCUUGUGGCCUGCUUGCCUGACAGACAGCCAGUAGUGAACCUGUCCUCCGUGCUAUCGCAGAACUCCAGCAGAGAACACUGUAUUGAGCUCUGUUUUAAUGAGGGUGAACCAUACGCUGUCUUGGACAAUGAGAGUCACUGCCUGUGUGGCUCUGAGUUGGAACCGGAUUCGGUCCCUGCAUGCACACACGAGGCAGCGGACAGUGGGGUUAUUCAGGUCUGUGGCUGCACUAUCAUAGAGCAAGCUUUCAAAGCUACAAUUGCGAAUUUUGCCGAACCUCGCACUUUCAGCCUUUUUGAGGCUGCCCGGUUGACUGUUAAAACUUUAGUUAACAUUAGCACUUUCCAGUGGGACUUUGGAGACCUGUCACCACCCUUGAAUACGAGCAGCCACACAGUGUUCCACAAGUAUGGACUCCCGGGGACAUACCUGGUCAGUGUUGCCUUCUAUGUAGGCAAAAAGCUUACCUCACUGCACGUGGAGAUAAACGUCACCACUCCCCCAAGAAGGCUGGAGAUGAUGUGUCCUCUUGUGGUCCAAACGAACCAAAGCAUAGACGUUAGGAUCUACAACUGGGAUAGCAACAGUCUCACUGCAUCGUGGAGUGUUACAUCUAACAAUGACACAGAAAGAGAGACUCCAUUUUGUCCAUUAGGUGGACACUACAGCCAAAAUCACUGUUACGUAUUGGUGACAAACGUUUCCACUUGGCACACGGCUCGUCAGUUUUGUCGAUCUCACGGCGAUGGUGACCUAGCAACAGUGAAGAGUCCAGAAAUUCAGAAUUUUAUAGCAAAUCUUACAGGAUGCAAGCAUCCUGUGUGGAUAGGUCUCAGUGAUACUGCAAGUGCUGGAACACUGCAGUGGGUGGACGGGUCUACCCUCGAAAAUGAUCAGGACUGGUUGCCUUGGGAACUAAACAUGCUAGUCGAUGGAACAUGCGUGUUCAUGAAUGCAAGCCAUGAAGGAGAAUGGCAGGCAGACCUGUGCACUGCAAGGAAAAGUUUUGUUUGCAAAUACAGAGCUGGAGAGAGGAUUCCUGGAGCUGAUUAUCUUCUGGUGGGAUUGCCAGUGUUUAGGACACACUUACGAGUCAGAAAUAUCACUGUCAACAACAACAUCCCACCAUCUGUGGGGCUGGGGGAGCUGAUGGUCUUCCCGGGUCUUUGGUUCAGUCAUAAAGGGAACAUUUCAGUGAUUGAAAUGGCCACACAAAAGUUGAACCGCACUGUGCAGGUGAGGUUUCGGAUCUACCGACCAAGAUGUGCUGGAACAGACCUGCACCUUGUGACACCAGACAGUGAAGAAGUGUGCAUCUCCUUUGCUUUGUGCCUGUCUCGAGCUCGUGCCAACACGACUCACGGCUGUGCCGGUGGGUCCAAGUGGUGCGCGGCGGAAGAUGCUUGCUUGCCAUUCAAAGGGCCCUGCAGCUCCGACGUCUUCACGCGGUGCCCCAACUUAAAGCCGCCGCGCUUCAACAGAAGCCAUCCUAAUUACGACAUUGUGUCCGAGACCACCUGGAGUGUGCCUGCGGGCAGUGGUGCCCAUUAUGUGGUCCUGCUGGGAAACAAAAGCAUUGAGGUUCAAGCCAAUGACAUCAUCGCCAUCCAGCACAACAGUGAACCUGGCACGUUCCUUCAGUGUCAGCAGGAUGAGUCGUCGCCCUGGCAACAGAGUUACUUCAGUAUCGUCUACUCCAGUGGGAACGCCGAUUUCCGAAGCAACAUGACCAACUUCAACUGGACGGACAAAGUGAUAUGCAACCUGCGCCUCCUCUACAGUCACAGGCAGGAAGCCGUUGUUCGCAGCCCCUUGCUGCACAGGGGGCAGGCCUUGCCAGGUAAUUACACCUACCAGGCCACAAUGGAUGGUGGGUUGUCUCACAGCAACCUGUCCUGCACGGUACAGGUCGUUGCCCCGGUUACCGAUGUCAGUGUUAUCUACCCGGCGAAGCAAAACGGCGUGCAUUACGUGCCAAAGAUCCACCCCGUCAUCGUCAUCCGGGUGAAGUCCGCAGACAGGCCCUCAAUGAGCUGGUCUGGGAGCAACCAGACCUUCGCCUGCGAGACCACCUGCCCCGCGGACCUCAACCUCGCCUGCGGAAAGGAGAACUCUGGCACCUGUUACUCGCGGAUCCCCCUCACAGUCAAGGACUGCAACCUUACCAGUAUCGUCAUCACCGCGAAGAACAAAGUUAGCUCCGUGAACAAGACGGUGGCAGUGAGAGCUGAGGACUUGAUUGAAGGGCUGACCAUUAUGCCUGACCCAACGAUCAGGGUGCUGUCCAACACGCUUGUGACCUACACAGCAAGAGUAAGUGCUGGAACAAAUGUCAUGUUCAAGUGGACAGUUGAUGACAAGGCUUCCUUCAUACAUUACAACCAAGUCUAUAAAGUCAUCUAUCGAACAGAGGCUGUCUACAAGCUCUCGCUAAUUGCGUCCAAUCAUGUGAGCAGCCAAAGUAUUAUUUGCAACGUUACUGUGGACAGGAGGAAUCCACUGACAGAGUUAAAUGUUUCUGGUGUCCCAACCAUUCUCAUGCAAGGCAUCCCAUACACGUUUGUCGCCAUAGUGAAGGUGGAUGCUGCCAUAAAUGCUACAUUCAGGUGGUGUUUCGGUGAUGGAACUGGUGAUGUGGUUUAUCAGUUCAGCUCUCCCUAUAACCUUAGCUUUUCCGUGCCUCACCUGACAGUCAAGCAAGCUGUACUGCAACAUAAUGUUACUCAUGUCUAUCAUUGCCCAGGUGAAUACAAUCUCUCGGUUUCUGCAUCGGAUAAAUACGAUAACCUCAGUCAGGUCCUUCCACUUAGGGUGUACAGCCACCUCAGAAACAUCUCUGUCAAUGCCAGCAGCAAUGUCAUUGCCACUGGCAAAAGGUUGGAGUUCGAAGCCAGCCUCCUGCCGUCCACACUGGGUGUUACCUACCAAUGGCUCUUCGGAGACAACUCCAGCCAGCUAACAGGCAGCCUUCCAAGGGUUGUGCACACCUUCACCAAAGCUGGGAGGUACAACGUUAGUGUCCAAGCCACCAACGGCAUCAGCAACAUCGGUGCCCACUGCGUGGUGGACGUGCUGGAGGAAAUAAGGGGCGUGAACUUCUCGGAUAACAGCCCCACCGAACUCACCGCCCCGACUAUAGUCAGAGCCUCGGUGCAGUCAGGGACCAGCAUUCGGUGGUCGUUUGACAUGGGGGACGGGACCCCGCUCACCGACACCUUCUCCUCGGUGAUGAACUACACGUACUCUGCCGUGGGCAAGUACACAGUGACCGCCAUUGCCUCCAACCUGCUGGGCUCGGCCAACGCCUCGCGGGCCGUCGAAGUUUUCGUGCUGCAGGUGUGCCGGGUCACACCGGCGGGUUGCGUCCAAGAGCGGCUGGAGACCAACUUCACUGCCUACACGCCAGGAGACGCCGCCAACUACCUGUUCUUCUGGGACUUCGGUGACAGCUCGCCCAACGAGACCAUCAGCGGGCAGCCCAACAUUAGCCACAACUACACCAGCAGCGGCGAUUUCCCCCUCUACCUGGUGGUGUCCAGCAAUGUCAACAAGGUCAACUAUUACUCCAACGUGUGCGUUCAGCCAGCUGUCCGCAGGGUCGUGGUCACUCCGACCCAUGGCUUCAUCCAGCUGGGCAACGAAGCGAUGUUCUCUGCUGAGGCUUUCCCCGAGAGUCAGUAUACCUACCUGUGGGACUUUGGUGCCGGCAUAGACACCCAGAUUCGGGGCAGGGAGGCCAACCACACCUUCGGGAGUUCGGGUUUGUACUGGGUCAACGUGACCGCCUUCAACAAUGUCUCAUCAGCCAGCGGCACGGCCCGUGCGGAGGUCCAGGCACCUGUGACCUGCUUGGAGGUCCACCUCUAUGGCGGGUUCGAGCCCAACAACCUGGUGAGGGAGCAGACUUACGCUUUUGGGGCGGUCAGUAAUGGCGACAAAAUGAACUACAGCUGGGACUUCGGAGACGGUGACCUAGUCAGGGGCGCCAAUGUCACCCACAGUUUUGGCACCGUGGGCUCCUUUCGGGUGAAGCUGGAAGGGUGGAACAUGGUGAGCUCAAUGUGGAAGGAACUCAUAGUCUGCGUGAAGACGCCAUUGCUGGGGUUGAAGGUGGUGGCUAACCCUAGCAUCACGCCGGUCAACACCUCCGUCUUUCUCGGGGCCACGCUGUGGGCUGGUGGCACCGUUCGCUACUUCUGGACCUUCUGCCAGGGCUGCCGGUCACAAGAAGGUCCCGCCACCAUUAACCACACCUUUGGUGAGCCCGGCCUCUUCAACGUCACCGUCCGGGCAGAGAAUGGCAUCAGCUCGGUACAGGCUUGCGUCAUGGUCCACGUCCUGGAGGAGAUCGAGGGCCUGACCAUGGUGCUCGGUGACCUGGCCCAGAACUGCUGCCUGCUCACCAACCAGACCCUCUGGUUCCAGGCCACAAGCCUCUCUGGCACCGAGAUAUCGUAUGACUGGACCAUCUGGAAGGCAGGAACCCUCUUUGUCCACACCACUGGGAUGUCUUCUCAGGUGCUCUUUGAGGAAGCAGGCUCCUAUGAGAUGGUGCUCGAGGCCAGUAACCUGCUGGGCUCCAUGAACACUAGUGAGCUGGUUGCUGUGCUGGAGCCCAUCGGCGAUGUGGCACUAAGGGCAUCUCCUGAGCCAGUGGCGGUGAACGAGACCACCACCAUCAGUGCACAUCUGGACAGUGGUACAGACGUGAUCUACACCUGGGCCUUGGAUGCAAGUACCACAGUGACUACCUGCGUCCCCUCUGUCCACCACAAUUUCUGGACCCCGGGCCUGAAGCUCGUCAACCUUACGGCCGCCAACAGACUCAGCUCUGGCUGCUCGACCCUGGUGGUCCGUGUCCAGGAGCCGGUGGGCGGUGUGGACAUCGUGGCCCCGCGCUACGCUGCCACCAAUGCUACAGUCUCAUUCUGGGCGCUGGCGCUAAGAGGGACCAAUGUCUCCUGGCAGUGGAUACUGCCACAGUCUGAAGAGCAAGGGAGCGCCCAGCAGAUAAGUGGAUCAUUCCCACUGCCUGGUGUGUACACUGUUGGACUGAACGCUUCUAAUGACGUGAGUUGGGAGCUGGCCUUGAAGAACAUUACUGUCCAAGAUGAAAUACAGGGGCUGCAGCUUCUAGCCUCCAGCCAGGCAGUUGCCCCUGGGCAGAAUGUAAUUUUCUCUGUUCUGCUGUCUGCGGGGACUGAUGUUUCCUUCUACCUGGGCAUUAAUGAUACUUUCACGCUGCUUCAGAACAUCACAGAGUACACGUAUCAGUUCACACUCCUUGGAACGUACCAUGUGACGUUAACAGCACAGAACAGCGUUAGCUGCAGCCAUGCUGAUAUGGAGAUCAAGGUGAUAGAGCCCGUGAAGGGUCUGAAGUUGGUGGACUGUGAUGACUAUGCCAUUCCCAGUGGGGUAACAAAAACCUUCAGGGCCGAAGUGGCCAGCGGCUUCCAGAUAUCCUACCUGUGGCAGUUUGCACUGGGAAGCAGUUCUGAUCUCAUUGCUGGGCAGAAUGUUUCUUACACGCCAAGGGUGCGAGGACAGCUAAGCGUCCUGCUGAGGGCAUCCAACAAUGUAUCGAGCGAGGAAGUCACCAUCCUGGUCCUGGUGCAGCAUCCAAUUUUGUCUGCUCGACUCACAGCUUCGCCGCCUGUCAGCGUGGUCAACGAGUCGGUGCAGCUGAGUCUCUCCGUGACCCCCAGCUUCACAGAGGCGACCUUUGUGUGGAGGUUCGGGGAUGGGACCCAAAACCACGCAAACACAUCGGUCCUGUCCCAUUUUUAUUUGGAGCCAAGGAUUUACGUGGUGGAGGUCAACGCGUCCAACUACGUGAGCUUCUAUGUCGUGCAGGCCACGGUAACCAUUGUGGUGCUCAAGUGCGACCCGCCCAAGGUCAGCAUGAUUCUUAGCAACACCAUGAAGAGGUCUCAGAAGAACUACUUGGAGGCUGACGUGGACCUCAGAGGGUGCGCUGAGUAUCAGGUGGGUUACCAAUGGGAGAUACACAGGGCUUCAAGCUGCACCUCACUACAAGGAGGAAAUGAAGUUCAACCAAGAAACGUGGACUUGAAGAGACCCCGUCUACAGUUGCCCACCCUGUCGUUAGCUGUCGGCCGUUACUGCGUGCUGUUUACUAUUUCUUUUGAAGGGACCUCGUUUGUAAAGACCGCUCAAUCCAUUGUGAAUGUGAUCCCCAGCCCACUGGUCCCAAUAAUAGAUGGUGGAACAUUCAGAUCAUGGACAACCAUGCAAGACCUUGUGAUGGACGGUACUAGGUCAUAUGACCCUGAUCAGCCUCCUGAGAGACAAACACCUCUGGAUUACAUGUGGCUGUGUACAUACCCAUGUCGGGGACCUACAAGCUGUGGUAUAUCCGGAAACGGAGGCAUUUUUUCUAUUCCAAGAAAGGAGAUGAAACACAACACAAACUACACCUGCAGUCUGAAUGUCAGCAAACCUAACCGGGAGUCUCAGUCUGUCAAACAGCUUGUUUCCGUGAAGGGUGGCAGAUCUCCGCUGGUGUCACUGGAGUGUGUCUCCUGUAAAGCGCAGGCUGUUUAUGGAGUGAGCAAGAGCUCGUAUGUCUAUCUGUCUGGAAGCUGCAGCAACUGCAAAGGCACUCCCCAGUAUGUGUGGAAAGUAGAGAACUCUAAAAGGGAGUUGCUUGCCUUAAACAAUGACACCACUUCCACUGGGUGCAAUGGGAUGAACCUGGUCUUGAGACACGGGGUCCUGGAAGAUGGGGUUGGCUACACAUUCAGCCUGAACGUCUCCGAUCCACUAAUGGAGAGUGUUGGAUUUGCUUCGAUAUUUAUCCCACCUAUUCACCUGCCCUCCGGGGGAAGCUGCCUGAUAUUCCCGACAGAAAACAUCACCGCUCUGACAACCAGUGUCACCUUCACCUGCACCGGUUGGGAGAUGGCCGGCGUUCCUCUGGUGUACACAUUCAUCCUUACUCGCUGCGGAGUCGGUGGCAAACACUGCGACGAAUUCUACGUGUACAAGGGCAGUAGAUCAGAAUAUGGCGCCGUCCUGCCUCCCGGCUUCAGUUCAAACCGAUUCAACGCGUACCUCGCCGUCACUGUGCAGAACCAGCUCGGGGCCUCGGUGGUGGCUUUGAACCGGUCUGUGGUUAUCAACAUCACCAGCACCCCCGAGGGCUUUCAGAGUCUCACCGACUGGAUGGAGCUCGAGUCCGAGACCAAGCUGCAGGAUCUCUUGAAACAAGGGGACCCCCAGCCUACUGUGGAGUAUGCCCUCGCCCUGGUUACUGUGCUCAAUGAGUACGAGAGGAGCAAGAGCUACGGAAGGGAGUCAGUGAACGAGACCAUCAGCAGGAUUAACAUUCGCAGUAACAUCACGCUGGCCCUCACCUCACUGAAGGUCACCACCGUAGAUGAUAUUCAGCAGAUCUCGGCUGCACUGGCCCAGUGUACGGUCAUCAGCAGGGAGUUCAUCUGUGGUGAGUGCCAGAAAGAGACACUGUCAGCACUGGACAACAUGAUAACGGUCCUUCAGAAGGAAACAGGACAGGGUAAAAUGACACCCACCUCCAUCGGUGAUAACAUCCUCGACACUGUGGGUGGCCUGAUUGAUAUCACUAACCAGUUGGUCCCGGUUGUGAAUAAAGUGAACCAGCCAGUGACAAGUAAGCCUGAACUGGUGGCAACCAAGGCUUACGACCUGUCCAUGAAGCUGAUGCAGAUUCUGAUGGGUACGCGGGUUCUGAAUGAAGAGCCCUUGAGCGUAUCGGGUGCCAGGAUGCGGGCUCAGGGCAAGCGUGCUGACCCGGGCCACUUACUCUGCUUUGCCAACAAGUCCGGCUGCCAGUUCUCCAUCCCGCCGUCCUUCAACAGCGUGUUCUCCAACAUCAGCGACGUGACUCAGGUCAUGAUACUGGUGGACUCCAACCCCUUCCCAUACGGCUACAUCAAGAACUAUACCAUCUCCAGCAAGGUGGCAUCCAUUGAGUUCAAGAUGGAUAAUGGCUCACAGAUCCCAAUUGAGAGCCUGGACUCUGAGAAGGCCAUUACAAUUACAGUGUCUGCCAAUUCUGCAGUGAGAAAUGUCACUGUUAAUACAACAGUUAUCGCCCCACGGAAGUCAGUAAUGGUGAAUAUUACAUCUAGGAACUUAAAUAAAAGGGCUGGCCUCCACAUUCAGAUCACAUAUACAGUUUUAAAUGAUUCCAGAAGUUCCAUUGGGACGGAAGCCGAGCCCUUUAUCCAGGUUCUCCUGCACAAUUCAACAAAGCCAAGUGAGCAUUACUACAAGGCCAAGAAGAGGAUCUACUUAGAAUCAGUAGGAGGAGCAGAUCACAAGUUGUACACCUUCUUCUUGUCCCCAGAUAUGGAGGACACAACGAAAGACUAUUAUCUAAACAUCACAAACUAUUACUCCUCACGCUCUGUGCAAGCGUCCGUUGGUGUCUACACGUCCCUUUGCCAGUAUUUCAACAUGACGUCAAUGAGCUGGAAAACAGACGGGAUCUUGCCUUUGGAGGACACCACACCGGACAACGCUGUCUGCCUGACUCAACAUCUGACUGCCUUCGGAGCAAGCCUCUUCGUGCCGCCCAACUCAGUCGUGUUCAUCAACCCUCCAUCCUCGAUCAUGAGGAACUACAUAGUCCUCAUCACUUGUGGCAUAUGCUUUGCCAUCUACGCCGUCUCGGCUGUCAUUGUCCGGAAGCUGGAUCGGAUCGACAUCGGCCGAGUCGGAGUCAUCCCACUCUGUGGAAAGGAUGGGUUCUACAAGUACGAGAUCCUGGUGAAAACCGGCUGGGGUCGUGGCUCAGGGACCUCCUCACAUGUGGGAAUCAGCCUGUAUGGAAGAGAGGACAAGAGUGGUCAUCGGCACCUGGACAAUAAGGCUGCUUUCCACAGGAACAGCGUGGAUAUUUUCCAGAUUGCGACCGACAACAGCCUUGGCAACAUCUGGAAGAUUCGCGUCUGGCACGACAACAAAGGCCUUACCCCUUCAUGGUAUCUCCAGCAUGUAAUCAUCAAAGAUCUACAGACCAACAAUAUGUACUACUUCCUGGUGGACGACUGGUUGGCUGUCGACAAGGAUGAGAACGAAGGCCGAGUGGAAAAGGAAGUCCUCGCUGCAAGUGAAACUAAACUGAAGAGGUUGUCCCGCAUCUUCACAGCAGAAAUCCAGAGGGGAAUCUCGGAGGGACACAUCUGGCUUUCGAUCUGGGACCGGCCGCCCCGCAGUUGCUUCACCAGAGUCCAGAGAGUCACCUGUUGCCUCGCCCUGGUUUACCUUUGCUUCUGCACCACUGCGGUGUGGUAUGGAGUUAUAAGUGACAGAAGUAUAAGUAACCUUCCGGUCUCUUCACUGGUCCCUCUGAGUGGAGAGAGUGUGGCGGCCGGCAUCGUCUCCAGUAUAAUCAUCUACCCGAUCUAUCUAAUCAUAGUUCUCCUCUUCCGCAAGUCCCGGAGCAGGGCAGCAAUGACUGACUCAGGUCCACUUGAAUCGAAUGUGCUGGAAAUCGAUGACUACGUCGAUCCCUCGACAGCUGGCAGUUCCUUCCUGACCUUCGCUGACAACCUGGAGGAGGAUUACAAAGAGAAGCUAAAGACUGACCUAUAUGCAAAGGGCCUGCCUAGCUGGCCCGCUUACAACAGCUUGCUGAAUUGGCCAGACCUGCUGAAUGAUCAGUCCAUUAUAGAAAGCAAUGUUCCGAAGCUAAGGAGAGGCCGAGGAACCCGUCACCUCGGACUCGAGGCACAGCUGACCUCAGACGAUGAGCCACUCUCGCUUGUCUAUGAUCAAGCCAGGGCCAAAGCCCUCUCUGCUUCAGAUGAGCACCUGAUACAGCAAAUGAGCUUUUCUGGGAAUAAUGAGGUGUCAACCUCACAUGACAGUGGCCGGGUCUCUCUGGAUGUCGAGAGUCACCUAAUAUCUAAUCUAACGGAGAUAAUCAGUGGGAAUGAAGAGCUGCCAACAGAGGCAGCAAUUUUGCACAAGUCUGGUGACUUUGGUCAUGUCAUUCGGCCUACUCAAGGUAUUGGAAGACUGGCCACCACCAGAAGAAUAGCAUUCAGUGACCCUCCACAGCAGUGUCUGUUCCCAUUCUGGUGCAGUUACAUGGCCCACGCCCUCUGCUUCUUCCUCUUCACCAUCUCCUUCACCGUGUCACUUUGGAUCGGGGUUUCCUUCACCCCCCAGGUCGCUCUCAUGUGGCUCAUCUCAGGAAUCUUCAGCGUCCUCUCCUCGUUCUUCCUCCUGGAACCUUUGAAGGUUCUGCUUGAAGCACUUUAUUUCACACUGGUCGCCAGGCGUGUCCACCCGGACGAAAACGACAACCUUGUGGAGAGGCCACGCGUGGAACAGGUCUCGGAGAGAAUCAGGAAGGUCUGGCCCCCCCAAGGGUACGGCCUUCUGCAGGCUAGAGAGGAGGCCAAGAAGGUCCAGAUCCUUCACAGGAUGCUGAAGAACUUCCUCAUUUAUAUGCUGUUUCUGCUGGUCGUCUUGCUGAUUAAUUACGGAGACUCGUUCAGAGAUGCCCAGAGUCGCCUCCUGCACACUUCGAUUCGACAGGGUCUUGUCGGAGUAAGAAGAGGGGUGGAGUUGCAGAAAAUCAAAAGGUCAGGGGAACUAUUUAAGUGGAUGGCAGAGGCUCUGCUGCCAUAUCUCUACAACAACCGAAGCAGGACUUUGUUGGGUUGUGCACGACUGCGCCAAGUUCGUUCAAAAGUAAACCACGUUCAAUGCCUUCAGCAAGCUCCCCCAUCUCCAGUGACCAGACAAUGCUUACACUACCCCUUGGUUGAAGAUACCGGUGACUACGAGGUUGGAUGGAAGAGCCCAGUCACGAAUCAGAGCAACUCCUGGCUGUACUCAUCGCCUGAUCUAGCAGAGGUGUGGUACUGGGGCCAGACAACAGUGACGGACAGUGGAGGAUAUGUGCAGAAACUGGGCAGGACAAUGGACCAGAGCAACUCCACUCUGUGGUGGUUACAGGAGAACAACUGGCUGGACAGAAGGACCCGAGUGGUCUUUGUUGAGUUUACCCAGUAUUGCCCCAAUGUGGACUUGUUCAGCGUGGUCAGUGUGUUCGUAGAGUUCCCCGUGUCGGGGGGAGCAUUCACCGCCAUUGACAUCAAACCGUUCUCUCUGCUGCGCCUGAGUGAGGGCAUGGACUUUCUGCUUGUCAUGAUGGUCUUUCUCUUGCUGUUUGUCGUCUACUUCACAAUCAGUGAAGUGCUCCUGAUGUGUCACGAGGGCAAGGCAUACUUCCUCCAGUUCUGGAACUACCUGCAGUGGUCAGUCAUCGUCCUCAGUGUCUGCUGUGUGGCUGUGCAUCUGAAGCGCGCCAAAAUUGGCGACAAGCAGUGGGCCCAUUACCUUGCCAACCGAGACUGCUUCACCAACUUUUACCAGAUGGCGCAGUUGAGUCAGGUGUUCACCAACCUGGCUGCUGUCCUCCUUUUCCUGCUGACGGUUAAGGCUGCUCGACAGCUGCGGUUUGUCAGGAAAUGGUCCAUCUUUGGAAAGACCUUGCUUAAUUCUGGAAAGGAAUUAUUUGCGGUUGUUGUGAUGACUGGAGGUCUUCUUCUUGCCUAUACUCACCUUGGCUAUCUGGUCUUUUCCGCCAAUUCUGAUCACUUCAAGAGCUUUGGAGGCAGCAUACUCUCUCUGUUUGCCGUGAUCCAACGGGGGAUCUCCCUCCGGCACUGCUCCUUCGAGUGCCCAAGCCUGUGCUCCAUCUACUACAUCAGCUACGUGAUCAUCGAGAUCUGGGUGGUGCUGCGGCUCUUUGCGGCUGUGCUGAUCCAGAACUACCAGGUGAUGAGGCUGGAGUUGCACCGGCCGGCCGUGGAGCCCCAGGAGUAUGAGCUGGUGGAACUGUUCAUCAGGAGACUCAAGAUGUGGAUGGGAGUCAGCAAAGCGAAAGAAUUCCGCCAUAAGGUCAAGUUUGAAGGAAUGGUUCCCUUGCCCUCGCAGUCGUCCCGAGAUUCAAAGUCAACGUGUCUCCACACGGCCAGCACCAUCUCGGACAUCUCCUCUUCGUCUAGCGAUUCCACCCCAAUGGACACGCUCCCCCUGGCCAGCCCCAGCAAGGCAACACAGAUAGAGGUGAACAUCCACCGGCUGGUCCCGAUGGUCGAAGCCCUGCUGGAGCAGUUCGACAAGGUGAACAGCGUGACGGAGGACGUCUACCAGGUGGAGUGCAAGCUCAAGCAUGCCCAGGACAGGAUACAGCAAAGAAAAAUUCACACAAAGGCUGAAGAGAUGUUUGCAACAUAUAGGCGGAUGAGAGCCAGCAGAAGGCCAAGUGGCAGUCACCGCUCUUCCCUCCGAGCUCCAGGAGACAAGGCGAGGAUGAAAGACGUACAUCUAGGAAACAACCCAUUAGAAGCCUGCACGAAGGAAGCCCUCAAAGAGAAGGAACCCAAGGCACCUCGAAGAAAAACUAAAAUGGCAGACAAGAUGGGCCAACAAGUACCAGGGGAUCACCAAGUUCUCUCUAACCCCGAAUAGUUGUUGUAGACAAAAGUUCAAAGCAAAUUUAGUAUCAAAGUAUGUAUAUGUCAUCAUAUACUAGCUUGAGAUUCGUUUUCUCAGUGAGAGACGGUGACUUUUUAACUCCACUCCAAAAGGUGGCGCCACAAGCAGUUCUGCAGAUGCUGGACAUCUGGAGCAGCGCGCAAAGGGGCCAAGGAACUCAGUGGGUCAAGUCACCUUCUAUGGACGUUUCAGGUCCAGUCCCUUCAUCAGGGCUUGGAAGAGGGGAGAUGGGCAGUUUUGAAAAAAAGGGGCAGAUCAAGAGGUGGAUCUAGGUGAAGAGUUGAUGGGUAAAUGAGGGAGGGGGAGGACGGGAAUAAUGCAAGAAGUUGAGAGAUGAUCGGUGAAAGUAACAAGGUGUUGAAGGAGGAAUCUGAUAGGACAGUAGACCAUGAAAUGAAAAGGAAAGAGGAAAACAGUGGGAGAAUUUCCACCUAUCACCUCCCAACUUAAUACAUUGUGCCCACUCUCUAGCACCCCCCACCCCCAGAUCCACCUAUCAUCUGCCAGGCUUUGUUCGAACCCUUCCCCCCCCCCCCCCACCCAUCUCCACAAACUUUUUAUACUAACUUGCCACUUGCCAGUCCUGAUGAAGGGUCUUGACCUGACGUGUUGGCUGGUCACAUCCCUCUGGAAAUGCUGCCUGACCUGCCGUGUUCCUCUGGGGGCUUUGUAUGUUGCUAUCGAAACCAGUGGCCCAGUGGCCUUGACUUCUUUAAACAAAAAAGUAAUAGCUGAUCUAUCACUUUUGGCAUUGGCCCAACUUGUCUGAGCAGUAAAAGGUUGGAUUAUGCCACAUUCCUUCUUUUAAAAUCCUCUCCCCUCCCCACCACCUAAAGGCUGAAAUGGUUCAGCGUGGUGAUGGUAAAUGGACAGCUCCUGCCACCAGAACUGACUUGUAGUAAACAAUGCAGUUCCUUGUCCUUAACUCAGUCAACUAUGGGAAAUCUAUCUCCCUCUACCUUCACUAGAAUUUAAUGCAAUCUUUAGCAGCUAAACCGAGCACAUUGUCCAAUUGCUGACGUAUUGUUGUGGGGAGUCUGUUCAGCACAAAUGCUGCAAGAAAAAAAAGUCACAAAAUGCAUUCAAUAUAAUUGUAGGUGGCAGUAUGUGACAUUAUUCACUAAACGGGUCAGAACAAGCCUUAAAGGACAGAUAUUUUUAAGAGAUUAAAAAGAGUUUCAAAAAGGACAUAUUUUUUAAAAAAAUGGAGAUUUUUUCUUAAAGGACAGAUAUUUUUUAAAGAAGAAAAUCGUUUACUUUAUAUACAUUAACAAGCACUUUAAACUGAGGAUUGUUCAGAAGGAGAGAUUGUAUAAACUUGCUUUAGCCAUGCAUCAGAAGGAUGCACUUAUUUAAAAAAAUGCUGUUUUAAUCAUUUACUUUUGAACUGCAUUCAUUUGAUCAGUGAAGAGGAAACAGUGAACACAAUUAACUUUACAAGACAGUAUUUUUGCGUAUGUUGUGGUAGUGACACUUCUGUUACGGAAUUUGGAAAGGUCAGAUCAGCGUUAUUUUAACACUGAAACCAGAACAUAUUUCAUUAAAACAGUCCCAGCACUGCGAUGAGGAAGGAGAAGGCAGGAGAAUGAAUGGAAAUGGAUCAACCAUCAUGAAAUAGUAGACCACAAUGGGCUGAAUGGCCUAAUUCUGCUCCAUUGUUGGAUGGACAGAAGUAUUGUAAAAUGCACGUUAAACUGAGAACCUGUUACAUCUGCAACUGAAACAAGUGGUUGUGGGGGGGAGGGGGAAAUAACGGUAACUUUACGAGUGCACGUAAUAAUUACAGGGAAAACAAAUAUCACCACAUUCAAACAAGUCUCAAGAAACAAUGUGGCUCACCACCCUGAUGCACUGCUGGAGAAAGUAUUUGUGCGGAUGAAACAAAAAAAAAAUUGCAAUUAGAUUUUCUUAGCAAGUUACAACGUUCACUGUGUAAAUGUACAAAAUGGUUAUUUUUUGGUCCCAUGUAAUCAGGGGUGUGAAACCAUAGAGUAUUGGAGUGAAGAUUAAAUUUCUCAGAAAUAUGCUGGUCAUAAAACCACAUUAUUGUCCCCGCCGUGUAAGCAUUGAUUAACUUUGAUCAGGCACGGUGAUGGUCAAUGCUUUAUUGAUGAAUGGAUCCAUUUUCAUUAUGAACAUCACAGUACAGGCCCUUCAGCCCACGGGGCUGUACCUUUUAACCUGCUCCAAGAUCAAUCUAACCCUUUCCCUCUUAUAUAGGCCUCCAUUUUUCUUUCUAAGAUCCUCUUUCAGCCAUGUCCCUCUUAAAUGUCCCUAAUGUAUCUGCCUCUACCGUAAGCACGCUCCACACUCUGCCCAAACAUGUAAAAAUAAUUACCUCUGACAUCCCUCCUAUACUUUCCUCCAUUCACAUUAAAAUGUUGCCCCCUUUGUAUUAGUCAUUUCUGCCCUAUGUCUUGAACCCUGUUUACCCAGGUUUAAUUUUAACCAGGAGAUGGGAUGCCACAAAAGUAAUUCAUUAUUGCUACUUAACUUUGGAAAGACAGGUCUGGGCAGACUGUAAACAUGAAGCCCUCUUUCAUCUUCUGUGGUUUCCUUUCUCUGAAGACAGACUUAAAAGACAAAGUGACACCAAGUCGCUCACGGUGUGAGAGCCAAGAGAAUCAACAUGCAGGAUUCUCUGUUGAAUUUGUUCUUCACCCCCUGCAGAACUCUACCAAUCCCCAGCUUCUCUUCCUAGCAGCACCACAAAUGGGCUAACCAAAGGCAUUUCUUUCCCCCAACCCCAAAAACAUAUGACUGAAUUAUAUUUUUGUGAAUAAAUCAUGUGUUUCAGCAUAAGCUUUUAGAUUUCUCACUGAAAUGCUGCAGGAUAUUCAAUGAACACUUAAACUGAUAAAUAGGCCUGUUAAAAGGUUAUGUAGUGUUUUAUUAUAAGAUGCAUACAAUGUGCUUUUGUGCCAAAUGCUGAUUAAAAGAGUACUAAAGAUUG
Messenger RNA from Hypanus sabinus (Atlantic stingray), 16395 nucleotides. It is a transcript of the gene pkd1a, whose product is annotated as polycystic kidney disease 1a. The transcript is spliced from 47 exons. Gene Ontology annotation, molecular function: protein binding. Gene Ontology annotation, biological process: kidney development. The coding region runs from base 252 to 13415 and encodes 4387 amino acids. Gene Ontology annotation, cellular component: membrane. NCBI's taxonomy places the organism in Eukaryota, Metazoa, Chordata, Chondrichthyes, Myliobatiformes, Dasyatidae. The record is from RefSeq and is a predicted model, not a curated record.